AUGACUGAUCAGACUUCCCCAGGCCUCUAUCCGGCAGGAUCACUUCGUAUCGCACCUGGCAAGAACGCCUACUUGGUUCGGUACAUCGACUCGUCUGGUUCUCCAGAACUGCCAGGCGGCCUGAUUUACCAACGCAGGUCAACUCGUGGCCCUGCUCUCAGAAUUGAUACGGAAGACCUUGAUCAGGCGAACUCUUCGUUUGCCCUACUGACGGAUUCGGCAACCCGCUUCCAGCUGCCGAAGAUCUCGCCCUUGGAUUUUGGACCUCACGAGAGUAUUCUAACAGAAGAGGAGCUAUUCAACGAGGAAGUAGAGAGUGACAAUCACUCAGAUACUGCCCGUGACUCCAGUGCGCUCAUUUCUGAUCUGCUUGGUCAUCUUGAAGAGGAAGCAGCUCUUUCUCCAGGGCCUACUCCCCAGGCUACACUCACGUCCUCCUCAAGCCGCUCUAUCUACUAUAGCGUUGGACAAGAGACAGAAGUUGACACGGAGACAGAUAGCUUGUCUAGAGAAUCCGGUCAUCUAUCUGUGACUCCCGAAGACAGCCCGCCACUAGAGGGGAAGACCCCAGGCUGCGUUCUCAGCCAGUCGUACCAGGACCUCGUGCAAGACUUUCCACUCGAUACUAUUUCCGAGACUGUGGCCAGUCAAAACGACAGCUUUCACAGGCAGUCAGUGGACAGCUUUGUCUUUGACGCCCGUAUUGAAGCGGACCUGCCGGUUACUCCGAAGAGGAAGCAGACAAAAAACAGCUCCUCUACACCUGUCCUGUCACCGUCAUUCCUUGGCCCAUUUCCAACUCCUUUCUCCCAUCGGCAAUUUAUUGCAUCCUCGCCGUCUGGGUCUUUGCGGUCUCCAAGCGCGCCCUCCAUUCGCGAUCCUACUUCACCUUCUCCGACAGCCCGACCUAGCCUGAAAAGGAAAGAUACUACUCGUCCCAGACUACAUCUUUCCGACAUCUUCAAGCAUCGGCAGGUUUCGAACAAGCUUUAG
Molecule: messenger RNA, 993 nt
Organism: Penicillium cataractarum
Lineage: Eukaryota; Fungi; Ascomycota; Eurotiomycetes; Eurotiales; Aspergillaceae
Exons: 2
Coding region: 1-993 (330 amino acids)
Source: RefSeq, a predicted model, not a curated record